GGAUUAGUUCGCGUAGCCGUCAAUCAUGAAGCAAGGCGUUACUUCCAAGACGUUUGUGGCGCAAACAUGGCAGAGAACCUUAAAGACCUCAGCAGACCUCAAAUGUUUUUAUUUGGCUGUGUGCUGAAGGCUGAUAAAAAAGAGCACAAAGUCGAGGUAGACGAUGAUGAAGUUGACCACCAGCUGUCACUGAAAGCGGUGUGUCUGGGAGCAGAAGCAGAGGAUAAGUUACAUACAGUGGAGAUAGAGGGAGUGACUUACGAUGGCAAGACGACCAAAAUCCCUCUUGCUGUGCUGAAGCCAUCUAUUCUGCCUUCUCUAAGUUUAGGGGGUUUUGAAAUCACUCCCCCAUUCACGUUCCGUUUGCAGUCCGGAGCUGGCCCAGUCUACAUCAGUGGGCAACAUUUUGUCAGUGGUUUAGGCAUGAAGGAGUCUGAUGAUGAGGAAGAAGAAGAAGAGAAUAACACAUCACCUGUGAAGAGACCAUCCAAUAUGGCCAGUGGAAAAGUGCCACUGAAGAAGCUCAAAAUGGAUUCGGAUGAUGAUGAUGAUGAUGAAGAUGAUGAAGAUGAAGAUGAUGAUAGUGAAGACGAAGAGGAUGAUGAUAGCGAUGAACAUGAUGAAGAUGAAAAGCCAGUUGUACCAAGCCCCAUCAAACCCUCGUUGAAAGCCCCAGAGAAAAAGAAGAGUGCAGACAAACAGAACGGCUCACCAGGAAAAAAAGAUGACAAACCAGGGAAGCCUCAGAGCCAGGUUACAAUAAAGGGGAAAGACAAGACUGGAGCAGGUCCUUCUGGGAAGACUCCCAGCAAGCUGAGCAUAAGUGAGGUCAAGAACAGAUUAGCAGCUGCUGCUAAAGAGGGCAAGCCGUUUCCAAAAACAGACCAGAAAUUUGAGAACUACGCCAAGCACACUUUCAAGAUCUUGGAUAAACAAGUGAUCAAAGACCUUUGGAACUUUGUACAAACACUGAAAAAGUAAUGGCAGCUUUUGUGACUCGUCCCCCUUUUGCGUGCCCCCCCAUGUACCAGAGGACUAUCCAGUGAUGGCCUUCAGCUGUGAAUUCUGGCUUCUCCUACUCUCAUGGAAACCGUCCAUUUUCCUCUGUGUGUAAUGAGACUUGCAAAAUAUAAAGACACUGAGUAGUUAAAGAGAGCUCAUUACCUUGUGUUAUUCUAAAGAAACCCACCAAAGUGUUGUGGAUGUGUCGAACAUAGGAUUUCCAUCAAUGGUGGUAAAUAUUGUAUGACAGCUAUGAAGUAGCUAGGGUAAUUUGUGUUGAAAUACAUCUGUGGGGUUAACUACAGUAUAAACAACAAUUUAAGAAUUGGAAGAAUAUUUCUGAAGGAAUCUCCUGGUGUAUCCGAGCAGGUUAGCCUUUUGCUUCUCGGCAGCUUUUCUUGGAAUAGUUUUAAAAUGGCCGUCAUUUGCUGUAAAUAGUGCUAUUCAUUUUAAUGUAAAAACAUGGCAACUGAAAUAUAGCUGUAGAUUGAGUCUGCUUCUGAGUAUUCCGUCUGGCCCACAAUGUUCCGUCUGACUGAGGAUUCCAUCUGGCUCACAGUAAGCCUUGUAGCUCCGAAGAUCCCAUUUGGCUGUGCUUCUAUAGCUCUCUGUAAGGUGGAAAUCUUGGUUAGCCAAGGUAUCUUUGCCUAGGUACUGUAAUCAGAUAAAGUGAUCUUUUAAGGGUUUCUAGCGAUCUGUUGCCAGAAUAUGACAGCUAAGAUAUUCAUUGGCUUAAAUUGUGAAACGAUUUCACAGAAGCAUUCCAAUUCAUUUAGUGCUUUGAAUUCCAGAGGUAAUGCUAAUGUGCAUUAUCUUUUCAGCAUUUUUCUAGUAUUUCAUUUUAUUAAUGCACUCCUGAGUUUGUCUUUUGUUGUAAUUCUACUGUAAUAUUUUAAAUAGGAUUACUUAAUCCUUUACAUCUUCUAAUUGUAUUUGCUUAAUGUUGUAAUUACUCACUGAUGUUUCAAAGGGGAUUUAACCCAGAAUGUUUCAAAUGUUUUAACAGUUAACAUGGAGGGGAGCAAACAUAAUCUGAUUUUUUACCUAUGUGUAAAAUACUUGAGGCCUCGAAGCAUGGUAUUUCGAAUGCAUUUGUGUAGUUGGUUUUAAGACUAACCUGACAAGGCCACAUUUUUCUCACAGUUAUGCAUAAGCACAACGAUUCCCUAUAAUGUUACAGCUUGAAUCCAAGUUCCCAUUGCCCAGUAAAUUGGCACAAUCUCUGGACUGUCCAAACAAAUUACAGUGCUAUAAAACCAGUCUCUCGAAUCAUCUAGUAGUCAUUAGCCAUUUUUUUCUAUGUGAAAUACAUUAUAGUAAAGAGUCUUUGAAAAAACUGCAUUUUGCAGUUUGACUUAUCCAUGCUUUUUUUUUUUUUUUUUACUUACUUAUUUCAUCAGCAUGAAAGGAAUAAAUAAACCUGCCCCAGACUGUGUCUCGUUGUCUUUGUUCUGCAGGCAGGUUUUAUGGUAACUGCUGUUCACUUAGUUUGUCUGUGCUGGCACCUGACUUGUGCCACAUGCAUCUCACCCAACAGAAACCUUCUUUCAUGGUGGUCAUGAUGGAUCCAGAUUGGGAUGAAGAUGGCUUCCUUAAUGUGCUGAAACACCUUUUACACGUACUUGCCUAAACAUACAAUUCAUUACUCAGAUUAAGUUCUGAACAAGCUGUGCAUGCUGUGCUAUAAAACAGCUGGCCUGGGUUAUGCUAUAGUAUAUGUGGGUUUUAUUGCAUAAUUUCUCAUGUGGUUUUGCCUCCAUAAGUGAAAUGAGCUACAUCAUCAUGUAUUCACCACGUGGUGGCGAUAAUAGCUUGUGAUGGUGGUGAGAUAUGAUUUAUGUCUACUAAUAUAGCUUAAGUAUCAAUAUCCCAUUACCUAGAUAAACAUUCUGCCUCUUUUUAAUAUUCCUAGUGGCCCAUUACAUUUGCAUACAUAUUCCUGUAUCUGUGUUCAACAAGUGAGCUCAGCUUGUGCAUAGACAUCCUUAUAAAGCCACAAGGUAUAUGGAAUUACCCCUUUUCCCUCUUGCACAGAGCACAUAUGCUGAGAAAACAUCAAGGUUAAUCAUAUCUGAGUCACCUGAAGUGCUGUAUAUUUGAUCCACUGUCUGAGUUGUAAAUGAAAUUAGCAGCAGAUAUUGUAAAUGCUAAAAAGUCAACGAGACAGGUUCACAUUCAAAGACCUCAUAAGAUGCAUAUCUGAAUGUUCCAGAUCAGACAUUAAGAUGAUGUGUCGAUCACUGUUGGACCUCCAUCAGUAUUUUCAUUGGUCUUAGAGAGGUGUGCUAAGAACGCUAUGUCCCUGGGAUCUAAACUUUCUCCCUGGUCAGGCUUGAAAUAAGAACUGGGCUUGAAAUGUUGAAAUCCUGAGAAGCCUUUUCUGUGGUUUUCAACCUGUGUGCUGUCAAUAAAUGUUUUUUUUUUAACUGUUAAACACCUGCUAAAAUGAUG
Ictalurus furcatus (blue catfish) is the source of this 3453-nucleotide messenger RNA. It is a transcript of the gene npm1b, whose product is annotated as nucleophosmin 1b. Gene Ontology annotation, molecular function: histone binding; RNA binding; chromatin binding. The record is from RefSeq and is a predicted model, not a curated record. Gene Ontology annotation, biological process: ribosomal large subunit biogenesis; ribosomal small subunit biogenesis; positive regulation of transcription by RNA polymerase II. Gene Ontology annotation, cellular component: nucleolus; centrosome; nucleoplasm. The transcript is spliced from 11 exons. The coding region runs from base 67 to 981 and encodes 304 amino acids. Lineage: Eukaryota; Metazoa; Chordata; Actinopteri; Siluriformes; Ictaluridae.